Messenger RNA from Manacus vitellinus (golden-collared manakin), 2618 nucleotides. It is a transcript of the gene ATG4C, whose product is annotated as autophagy related 4C cysteine peptidase. The transcript has 12 exons. Gene Ontology annotation, molecular function: protein-phosphatidylethanolamide deconjugating activity. Lineage: Eukaryota; Metazoa; Chordata; Aves; Passeriformes; Pipridae. The coding region runs from base 227 to 1612 and encodes 461 amino acids. The record is from RefSeq and is a predicted model, not a curated record.
CCGCCGCGGCAGGCGCAGCGCCGGGAGGCCGCUGUCUCCCCGGGCGGCCCCGGGGAUGGCGGGGGCGGCUCCGUGAGGGCUCCUUAAAAAUGACCUCCGGGAAUUCCUCGCCGUCGUUCUUCCCUGUGGGUUUCGCCGACUGUCGCUGCCGCUGGUUAAGGUUCUUCCCAGCAGCAGAACUGAAAGCCUUACAAGACAGCGAUGGCUUUUUCUCUAGGAUUUGAAUAUGGAGGCCACAGGGACAGAUGAAGUAGAAAAGAUAAAAUCAAAGUUUAUGUCUGCAUGGCACAACAUGAAAUACAGUUGGGUGUUGAAAACAAAAACUUACUUCAGCAGAAACUCUCCAGUCUUUCUGCUGGGAAAAUGUUACCACUUCAAAACUGAGGAGUCUGGUGAGCUCUCUACAGAUGGGGCCAAUUUUGAUAAAAUCAACACAGAGAUUUCAGGAAAUGUUGAGGAGUUCCGUAAAGAUUUUAUUUCCAGAAUCUGGCUGACAUACAGAGAGGAAUUCCCUCAGAUAAAGGGGUCUGCAUUAACCACAGACUGUGGCUGGGGCUGCACACUGAGAACUGGGCAGAUGCUGCUGGCUCAGGGCCUUAUGCUUCAUUUUCUUGGGAGAGCCUGGGUGUGGCCGGAGGCGCUGGACAUGGACUCGGACUCGGAGUCCUGGACGUCCCACACGGUGCGGAAGCUCACGGCGUCCUUCGAGGCGUCGCUCACGGCAGAGAGGGACCCCAAGAUCCUGCCCCAGCCGCAGGCACGGCCCCAGCGGGGCACGAGGAGGAGCUGGGAUGUCAACGAGAGGAGAAACGAAACUUACCACAGAAAAAUAAUCUCUUGGUUUGGUGACUCCCCACCGGCAGCUUUUGGCCUGCACCAGUUGAUAGAAUAUGGGAAGAAGUCCGGGAAAAUGGCGGGGGAUUGGUACGGCCCGGCUGUCGUCGCUCACAUUUUAAGAAAAGCUGUUGAAGAAGCAAAAGACCCUGAGCUGCAAGGAGUAACAGUCUAUGUUGCUCAGGACUGUACAGUCUACAGCUCCGAUGUCAUUGACAGACAAUGUUCUUUCAUGGAUUCUGGAAAAGCAGGCACAAAAGCUGUAAUUAUAUUAGUUCCUGUGAGACUCGGUGGAGAGAGAACAAACACGGACUACUUGGAGUUUGUAAAGGGAAUUUUGAGCCUGGAGUACUGUGUUGGAAUUAUUGGUGGCAGACCCAAGCAGUCGUAUUACUUUGCUGGAUUCCAAGAUGACAGUUUGAUUUACAUGGAUCCUCAUUACUGCCAAUCUUUUGUAGAUGUCAGCAUAAAGGAUUUCCCUCUUGAGUCAUUCCAUUGUCCUUCUCCCAAAAAGAUGUCAUUCAAAAAAAUGGAUCCGAGCUGCACAAUAGGAUUUUACUGUAGGACUGUGCAGGACUUUGAGAAGGCUUCUGAAGAAAUCACCAAGAUGCUGAAAUCUUCAUCCAAGGAGAAAUAUCCUUUGUUUACUUUUGUCAAGGGUCAUUCUAAAGACUAUGACUUUGCUUCUAGUCCACUCCAUGAAGAAAAUGACCUUUUCUCUGAGGAUGAAAAGAAGAGAUUAAAAAGAUUUAGUACAGAGGAGUUUGUCUUGCUUUAAGGACGUUUUCCAUGAGGUUAUCGGCAGCUGUCCAGGAGAACACUUGCCUUUUAAAAGAUAAAAAUGUACAUGUCCUCCUCCCCCAGAAAGGCAAGCUUGGGUCAAAUUGGUCUAUUUUCAUAAAGAUGAUAAUGUUUUAUAUGUUAAUUGUCUUUAAAAUGUCAUUUACUAAUGUAUGUACUGAUUAGUUUUGCUCACUCUUUGCUCAGAACAAGGUGUGCUGAGGUGAGCCUGGGCUUCCCCUCUUAAAAACCUUGGCUAUUCCCUAAAUCCCACCCUGUGGCCCUCAUGUCCUUCAGUCCAGGCCAAGUCCUGGUGGGUUUUGGAUGCAUAUCCAGAGGUUUGGAGACCAUGUUAUUCCUGUUUGUAAGCAGAAGUGGAGUUGUAUCCUGUGGGAGGGGUCCAAGUCUCCCCUGUGUUGCCCCAGCAGGAGUUCCUGCUGCCAUCCUGACACAUCCUGCACAGCUCCAUGCAGGAAAGGUGAGACUGAUGGAUCGGGAGUCACUGUCAGCUGCAAUCCUGACAUAAUUAUAUAGGCUGAAUUGUGAGUUAAGGUACUAUUUAGCAGUAUGAUUUUCUAAUGGUUUCUCAUUAAGCUUGCUUUGGAGCCUUAAUAUGAGGAGAGAAGAUAAAGUAUUACCUUUCCCCACAAUUUUUAAAGGUUAUACUAUUAAUAUUAACUGCAACCAAUCAAAGCAGCUCCAAACAAUUAUUAGAGGAGAGCAGUGUUUGUUUCCUGUUUCAACUACCAUAAUGGUGAGGCUUCUCCUACUAGUGCAGCUUUUAAAUCAAAGCAAAGGGGGGUGGAUGUGAGAAAUUCUGGGCUGUGAUUAUGAUUUUUUUGUUUUGAUACGUGUUGUUACUGUACAAAUGAUUACUUGAUGGUGUGUGUUCUCAGAUUGCAAACAAAUGUACAGAAAUAGUUUAAUGUUUUAACAAAGCAAAUGCAAUAUUUAAGAGACAUAUUAACGCUGCUUAGGAAAUAAAAAAGGUGUGGAAACAUGAA